AUGGCAGACCAGAUCGCAUACAGACCGGACAUAGAAAUCGGACUACUCAUCGGUCGAAACGUCCCGGCGGCCUUCCAACCAACUGAAGUGAUAGCAGGAAGCCCUGAAGAGCCCUGGGCCGAGAAGUACAAGUUUGGUUGGACGGUAAUCGGUCGAGUGUGCAAAGACGGAGAUGGUGACGUGACAGCUCGUGUGAAUUGUGUGACGGUAGAGAGAGAAGUCCUACUCGAGCACAACGCUUCAAGCGAUACUACCGUACAGCCGCCCUUCGUCCGCACGACACCAUCCAAAGACAUGACAAGCCCGCAGCAAAUACGCCAAAUGAUGGAGCUUGACUACACAGAACUCCACCACGACCGAAGUAAACAAAGACAAGGAAAAACAGAAUCAAGAGAGGACAUACAGUUUAACAAUAUAAUGGAGAUAGGUCUACACAAGAACGAGAAUGGAAACUGGGAGGCACCCCUACCAUUCAGAGCAAACGAGGUACACCUACCAGACAACAAGAAGCACUGUCUACACAGGCUCCUCUCACUCAAACGGAAACUUCUUGGUAAUGACAAGCUUAGAAACGAUUACAUCGCCUUCAUGAAAAAGGUUAUUGACCGUGGUCACGCAAGUCGAGUCCCCGUCGACCAGUUGCGUACCUCCCCUGGCAAAGUGUGGUUUCUCCCCCACUUCAAUGUACAGCACCCUCGCAAGAAAGACCUCCGCGUGGUGUUCGACUGCAGUUCAGUAUACGAGAACGAGUCCCUAAACAAGAACUUAUUACAAGGACCCGACCAGCUGAACUCACUCAUCGGCGUCCUCAUGCGCUUCCGAAAAGAAGAAGUAGCCUUUACCUGUGACAUCGAGCAAAUGUUCCACAGUUUCUAUGUUAAUCCGGAGCACAGAGAUUUCCUGCGCUUCCUGUGGUUCGAAGACAGCGACUUAACCAAGCCAAUAGUAGAGUUCCGCAUGGACGUGCACCUGUUCGGCGCAGCAUCGUCGCCCGCGGUCGCAAACUACUGUCUUCACCAGACUGCAGAAACAGGCAGAGAAAAGCACGGAGAUGACGCAGCAGAGUUCGUACGCCGAAACUUCUACGUGGACGAUGGUCUCAAGUCCCUUCCCACAACAGAACAGGUUGUGCGCACUAUCAAAGCCACACAAGAAAUGUGCGCGGACGCGAACCUGCGACUCCAUAAAUUUGCCAGCAACAGUAAGGAAGUUUUAGAAGCACUACACCCUGAGGAUCGAGCCAAAGACCUCAAAGACCUAGACCUCAAUCACGACAGCCUACCAGUCCAAAGAUCGCUCGUUACUUACUGGUGUAUAGAGUCGGAUACACUAGGAUUUCGUAUCGAGCUAAGAGACAAGCCUCUUACAAGACGCGGUAUACUCUCCACCGUCAGUUCAGUGUACGACCCCUUAGGAGCCGUGUCCCCCGUCAUCCUUACCGGGAAGCAGAUUCUACAGGAGCUCUGCAGUACCCAUACAGACUGGGACGAGCCCCUCCCCGAAGACAUCCGACCACGCUGGGAAAAAUGGCGCACAGAGUUACCGCUUCUCGAGAACCUCAAGUUCCCCCGAUGUCUCAAGCCUCCUAACUUUGGCACUCUGACUUCUACUCAAGUCUGCAACUUCUCAGAUGCUUGCCACAACGGAAUCGGACAAGUCUCAUACCUACGCAUGGUUAACGAGAAAGGAGAAGUCCACGUAAGCUUUCUAAUGGCAAAGUCUCGAGUGGCACCCCUCAAACAAAUCACAAUACCCCGGCUGGAACUCACGGCAGCAGUAAUAUCCGUGAACGUUUCAAGCAUGGUCGAGCUUGAGCUAGACCUACAACCCACACCACAGCGCCUCUAUUACACCGACUCGGAAAUAGUCCUAGGCUACCUUAACAACGACGCUCGCCGUUUCCAUGUGUAUGUCGGCAAUCGUGUGCAGCACAGAGAUCAAAGCGAGCCAGAACAAUGGUACCACGUGCCAGGAAAAGAAAACCCAGCAGAUGAAGCAUCUAGAGGAAUGACAGCCGCACAACUUAUCGAAAAUAAGCGUUGGUUCAGCGGACCACAGUUCCUUUACGAGAACCCCACACCAAGCAACCAGAAGCCGUCAUCUCAGCUAGAUCCAGACGAUGCUGAGUUACGCAAAGAAGUCUCUGUCCUCUCAACUAGUACCACUAUGCAUACACAGUACUUAGAUACGAAGCACUUCUCACACUCGUCUUCUCUACUGCGCCUCAAGCACGCAAUCGUUCGCAUCCAACGGAUGAUAGAGAGACUACGCCCAAACAAGACACGCAACUGGCGACCGACAAAUGGCGCGUCUACAGUAAAGGAGCUAUGGGAAGCAGAGAAGUGUCUAUUCAAGACCGCACAAGCCACCACUUUUGAGAACGAAAUAGAUACACUGCAAAGAAUGAAAGGAAACAAUAGCAAGUUCGAAGAUCGCAAAAGCGCGCGCGAUCGCAACAACAUCAUCAAAGCCACCAGCAAUAUCUACAAGCUAGACCCGUUCAUAGACGACGAAGGUCUACUACGAGUUGGUGGUCGUCUGAGAAAUGCUGAAGAAGAAUACCAACUAAAGCACCCUCUUAUCCUACCAAAAGAUCAUCACGUGACUACUGCUAUGGACGGACAACACAAGUGCUUCGAGCGUCCCAUCCACAAGCUUAUCAUGCUAUUAGCAAGGGAAGAUUAG
This is a messenger RNA of Nematostella vectensis (starlet sea anemone), 2685 nucleotides long. RefSeq lists its product as uncharacterized. The transcript has a single exon. NCBI's taxonomy places the organism in Eukaryota, Metazoa, Cnidaria, Anthozoa, Actiniaria, Edwardsiidae. The coding region runs from base 1 to 2685 and encodes 894 amino acids. The record is from RefSeq and is a predicted model, not a curated record.